This is a messenger RNA of Desarmillaria tabescens, 1211 nucleotides long. RefSeq names its product TLC domain-containing protein. NCBI's taxonomy places the organism in Eukaryota, Fungi, Basidiomycota, Agaricomycetes, Agaricales, Physalacriaceae. Gene Ontology annotation, biological process: lipid homeostasis. The record is from RefSeq and is a predicted model, not a curated record. Bases 64 to 858 code for a protein of 264 amino acids. The transcript has 9 exons. Gene Ontology annotation, cellular component: endoplasmic reticulum; membrane.
ACUCGUCACGACCAUGACCCAUCCCCAACCAACACCAGUGUGUCUUAGCUACACCCCACACCAAUGGACACCCUCGCCCUCUCCCUAGGACUCACCGCCCUCCCGCCACACCUCCCCACCCUCCUCGUAUCCCUCGCCUCCUUCACCCUCGUCCACCUCGUCCUCGCGCCUCUCGCUAGCCACGCCUUCUUCCCGGAUACAUACGGCAAGAUGGGGAAGAGGGCGAGGAACAAUUGGUGCAUACACGUCGUGUCUCAAGUGCACGUCUCGCUGGUCAUCCCGCUCGCGCUGGGGUGUCUGAACCUCGAGACUCUGGAUAGAGAUCGGGCGUUUGGGUGGGACGAGGGUAGGGUGGGGAGGUUGAUUGCUAUUUCUUGUGGGUAUUUCAUAUGGGAUACUGUCGAUGCGAUCGUCAAUUUUGUGGAUAUCGGAUUUGUCGUACAUGGCCUAGCGUGUUUGGCGAUUUAUCUUGGGUCGUUCAAGCCGUUCUUGGCGUACUACGCUGCGCGGUGUCUUCUCUGGGAAGCGAGCACAUUCUUCCUCAACAUACAUUGGUUCCUCGACAAGACCAACCGCACUGGGAGCAACUUUCAGCUUAUUAACGGCCUCCUCCUCCUCGUGACGUUCUUUGUCGUGAGGCUCGUGUAUGGAGGGAUGUACGUCUCAUACCAGUUCGCGCAUACGCUAUACCAAGUACGGCAUCAAGUACCGCUUGCUUAUAUCUUCAUUUAUGGAGGAGGAAACGUUGUCUUGCAGGGACUUAAUUGGUUAUGGUUCGGGAAGAUGAUUGCGGCUAUUCGGAAACGAUUUUCUGAGGAUACGGACAAGAAUACUAGUAAUGGGACCGUGCCAAAGUAGAACGGACGCUUGGAUACAGCAACAUACUAUGCAAUAAACAGAUUUUUAAGGGAGAAGAGACGGUGCAUUUCUCAAGCCGGAGAGAUUUCAAAAGUGCACUGGAUUUUCCAACACGGCAGUAACGCUCCCAUUAACGUAUUGCCUAACGUCGGAUGGCCGUCUGUAACAAGCUUGCGCUUGGUGUCCCUCUGAGAUGACCAUGCCCAAAACAGCUCAAAGUAAUGGGAACAUCUGUCGGGCCCAGCGUAAGCAACAGAUUACCAUCCAGUUCGAUUCUGGAUUCCUACGAUAGAGGGCCUUGGAUCCUAGGUGUGCUAUUUUGAAAGAGGUUCAUUUUUGUAUGCGAAUUUUAC